This is a messenger RNA of Fonsecaea erecta, 1539 nucleotides long. RefSeq lists its product as hypothetical. The record is from RefSeq and is a predicted model, not a curated record. Bases 1 to 1539 code for a protein of 512 amino acids. NCBI's taxonomy places the organism in Eukaryota, Fungi, Ascomycota, Eurotiomycetes, Chaetothyriales, Herpotrichiellaceae. The transcript is spliced from 3 exons.
AUGGCUCUUCCUUUUGGGUUGUUUGCGCGAGGCAUAGACAGGUCGUUCUUGGCUCUUUUGGUCGUGUGCGUUCUGUUCGUGACCUACCUUGGCGGGCCGUUCUCGUCGUAUUACCAGCCCAAAGUCGCCGCGGUGGAACAGUUGGUCUACCACCGAGGAGCCGGGCAGCCCCUCAACGAGAGCCUCGUUCGCUCCUCGGAUCUCGAGGUCGUCAGCGACGAUGUCGUUGACGAGGCCGACAACAGUCCCACGCACGGGCUCUUCAACUUCUACUCGGAACCGUGGGACCCGCCGGGGGUGGCCGAUCUGGACGAGAACAGGAUGAGGAUCAUCGAGCCGUACAUCAAAGCCAUCACCGACCCCAGCGACCGACGGUUCCCCCGACUCCGCUGCCCGCUGCCGAUGAAAGAGCGAUACGGGAUCUUGCGCCGCCGGAGGAGCUUUGCGACGCGAUGGGACUCACCACCACGACGGUGGUUCUUCGCACUCAACCUGCAUCAGUGCGCGCCCGUGCUGCCGCGUCUGCUGGCGUCGGUCGUCGAGACCAUCCGCUUUUUGCGGCCGCAGGACUGCGUCUUGUCCAUCGUGGCGCGCUCGUCUAACGACGGCACGCUGGAAAUUCUGGAGAACAUUCGCGAGGAGAUGGCGACGCUCAACGUCACAUACUACUUCAGCACGAGCGACAUAGACCCGUUCAAGGAGGGCAAGGACUACAUCACCGAAUGGGCCGCAUUGCGGAAUCUGGCGCUGGAUCCGCUGGUGCGACAGCCGGAGCUCUACGACCCGGAUACGACGGUGAUCUUUUUGAACGACGGGGCGAUUUGCACGGACGACAUUCUGGAACUCAUUUACCAAAAGGUUUAUCAAAGGGCCGACAUGACCUGUGGCAUGGAUUGGGCCAACCACGGCGAGACCUUCGUCGACGUUGGGGCGUCCCGAGGCAUGACAGGCGACAAGUUUGUCUACGCCGAGGACAGCAGCAUCGACCCCAACAACACCUUUUUCCGCCACGACCCCAAAACAAAGACGCGUUUUGAAGCGCGGGUGCCUUUCCAAGUCUAUUCGUGCUGGAACGGCGGCGCGGUGUUCACGGCGCAGCCCCUGCUGCGGCACAAUGUCACGUUCCGGGUGUCGCGGGGCGACGAGUGCCACAUGGGCGAGCCGCUGCUGCUGUGCAAGGACUUCUGGAAGUACGGGUACGGGCGGAUCGCGGUGGUGCCGAGCGUGAACAUCGGGUACAACGACGACGAGGCGCGGCAGACCAAGAAGCGCUACGGCUUUGCGACCGAGAUCGUGCAGCGCGUCGAGCAGGACGACCUGGAGGACGUCGGCGGCGCCAUCCGCCACAGCAAGAUCCGGUGGCAGACAGCGCCGCCCAAGACGGUCAAGUGCGAGUCGGACACGUCGCACCCAGCCGAGGAGGAGCUGGACGAGGCCAAGAAGGCUGCUGCCGACGCCGGCUCUGGUGAUGGUGGUGCAGACAAGGAGCCGCCGCAGAAGAACAUCGUCUACGAGGACGGCGGGGGUCCGGACCUGUGA